This is a messenger RNA of Acanthosepion pharaonis, 852 nucleotides long. Lineage: Eukaryota; Metazoa; Mollusca; Cephalopoda; Sepiida; Sepiidae. The record is from the annotation of a GenBank genome assembly.
AUGAACUUUCUGGUAGCACCUCGUAUACUCUCUCUCUCUCUCUCUCCGGCUCUCUCUCUCUCUCUCUCUCUCGCUCGCUCUCCCGCUCUCUCUCUCGCUAUCCACCCCUCUCUCUCACGCUCUCUCUCUUGCUCUCCCACUCUCUCUCUCUCUCGCCUUCUCUCUCUCUCUCUCUCUCUCUCGAAUUUGGUUAAGAAAAAAGAGAGGGAAACUCCUCCAUCCGCGGAGGUCACAUUAGAACCACGGAGAUCAGAGGAAGUUGACCCGAUUUUGUUUUAUUAUUCAUCUUUUCAUUCGGAACGUUGCACUUUAUUUCAUCAAUUUCAUCUUUCUUUCUUUCUUUCUUUCUUUCUUUAUUUAUUUAUUUAUUUCCUUCUUUUUCUUCUUCCUCGUCUUUCUUCUUCUUGUUCUUCUUUUUCUCUUCUCCUUCUACAUUUAUUUCGUCUUCUUUUUCUUCUUCUUUUCCUUCUUAUUUCCUUCUUUUUUCUUUAUUGUUUAUUUUUCUUUUUUCUUCUUCUUCUUCUUUUCUUUCUUUCUUUCUUUCUUUCUUUCUUUCUUUCUUCUGUGUUUUCAUUCCUUCCUAUGUCAAUCUCUCUGAUUUAUUUCUAUUUACUUCUACCUCUUUCCAUUUUUCUUUCCUCAUUCUCUCUCUCUCUUUCUCUCCUUUUCUCACCCUCUCUCUCUUUCUGUCUCUCUCUGUCUUUCUUUCUCUCUCUCUCUUUCUCGCUUUCUCUUUUCCUCACUAUUUCUCUCUUUCUAUCUCUCUUUUUCUCACUCUCUUUCUCACUCUUUCUCUCUUUCUCUCUCUCUUUCACUCUCUAUCUUUCUCUCACUCUCUUUCUCACUCUCUAG